AUGUCUGACACCGACGAGAUGACCAUCAAUCUUCUCUUGGUUGGAAGGACCCAAAGUGGCAAAAGUGCUGCUGGAAAUACCCUUCUGGGCAGCUUUGACUUUGACAGCCAUCUAUCCCCAAGCUCCGUGACCACAUGCUGCAGUCUCGGAUGCAGCUGCCGCAUCUCAGGCUUCACACGCCGAAAUGGCCAUGAGCUAGCCCUGCGGGUUCACGUGAUGGACACACCAGGGUAUCCUCACAGCAGCCUGAGCAAAGAAGAGGUGCAGCAAGCGAUGAGGGCAGCUCUGGCUCAGCACUUUGGAGACGAGGGCAUUCACCUAGCAUUCUUGGUCCUGAGAGCUGACUUGCCUCUUUGUGAGGAAGAAAGUCACACGAUUCAGCUAGUCCAGGAACUUCUGGGUCCCACAUGGAAAAACUUCACUGCAAUUCUAUUUACGCAUGCAGACAAGGUAGAAGAGGCAGGAUUAAAUGGAGACAAAUACUUGCAUAUUGCCUCUGAUACCCUGUUAAACCUUUUGAGCUCAAUACAACAGAGAUAUAUUUUUGUAGACAACCAGGCAAACACUCUCCAACAGGAAAGAAAAACAAUCUUAAGAAAAAUCAUGGAAUUUAUAAGACAAAAUAGUUACCAGGUGCUUCUAGUUAAAUAAAUGGAUGGGGACAAACACAAAUUACCUCUCAGGUACUCAUUUACUGACAGCCAUCUUCUUUUCUACUUUGGGAUAAAAUGACAUGCGGAGAUGAGGACUCUAGAAGUCAGCACUAAAUACUUGGGGUAUUCAUGCCCAAAUCAACAUUUGCAUUUAACUUAUCAUAAAAUAGAUGAAAACUGUUUAGACUACAAAAUUAGCUACCAUAAACAUGUAUAGUAUGCCUAUCACCCUACUAUCUAACAGCCAUUAUCACACCAGAUCAGAUUCAGGUUGAAUACUGGACAGUGUCCUUAUUACUGUGUUUACUGAUAUUACACCACAGACCAUCAUGUUUUAUAUUGUAGCUCACAAAGAGCAGGUUACUGAGUAGAAAAUAAGAAUAUGUAUGUUCUAAACCAUUGUAGUGUUGCUGUGCAUUAUUGAAUAGUUACCACAUCCUGCCUGAAUUGGCUGCCCUUCAGAUUCUUAUUUUUUGCACUUGAUUCUAGUCUUUACUAAGAUAGAAGCACAUAGUUUGCAAAGACCUUUCAGAUCUUACAGUUUGAAAGUCUCGUACUGUAAUCUAUUUUUCCCACCUUGCUUCAUAAUGAAACCUAAUUUGAACAGUUUUAACUUCUUAAAGAAUAUCAGACCUCGUUGGCUGAGUAGAUUAUAAGGCAGUUCGAAUAAUCUUCAAAACAUGGGAGCUAUUUAGAGUAUUUGGAAGAACUAAUUAUUGUUGCUAGUUCCGAGAUGUAUGCAAAAUUAGUACUGUGGGGGUAUAUACACAAAGCACAUCUAAAAACAUUUGUAUUCAUCUUU
Messenger RNA from Terrapene triunguis (Three-toed box turtle), 1455 nucleotides. It is a transcript of the gene GIMD1, whose product is annotated as GIMAP family P-loop NTPase domain containing 1. Bases 1 to 651 code for a protein of 216 amino acids. Gene Ontology annotation, molecular function: GTP binding. Lineage: Eukaryota; Metazoa; Chordata; Testudines; Emydidae. The record is from RefSeq and is a predicted model, not a curated record. The transcript has 2 exons.